Purpureocillium takamizusanense is the source of this 5606-nucleotide messenger RNA. RefSeq lists its product as uncharacterized. The record is from RefSeq and is a predicted model, not a curated record. The transcript is spliced from 6 exons. NCBI's taxonomy places the organism in Eukaryota, Fungi, Ascomycota, Sordariomycetes, Hypocreales, Ophiocordycipitaceae. The coding region runs from base 1140 to 4121 and encodes 993 amino acids.
CGUCGUCGCAUGCUCCACAACCACUACACACCCAACCUUACCUUUUGCCAACCCCCAUGUCCUGUCCUAUCCUGCCCUGUCUGCUCUGCUCUGCCCUUGUCCACAAGCCCCAGCUGUUGGCGGCCCUAUCGCCACGGCGCCGUGCCCCCCCCCCCCCCCGGGGCGCGAGGCAGAGCCGCCCGCCCUCCGAGGCCGAACACCCAAGCGAAGCAGGGCCUCCGUGUGGCCUCCUCGCACUGGGCCACCAUCCUACCGGCUGCUGGCAGCACCUUUGCUGCAUGCUCAUGCCUGCCUUGCUGCCCUGUUUGCUCACGCUUCCUUGCUUUCUCGUCUCGCUACUCGUCCUGCAGGCUUUCCCUUUUGCUUGCCCGUACCGUACCAAGCCAUGCGCGCUGCGGCGCGGCGUUUACCCCCCCGGGGGGACUAUCGCUGACGUGGAGUUGCGCUUGUGAGGCAGGUCGCUUCUUCCCUCGCUCCCUUCGACUCGACUCGACUCGACUCGACUCGAACUCGCCUCCGUAGGUAGUCGGGCCUGCCGGUUCGGUCCACUCCAUGUCCAUGUCGGCGUCCCGGGGGCGGCGGCAGCGGCGGCGGGUGGCCCCAUGCCAUGCCUCCCAUGCCAUGCCAUGCGUGCUGCCAUGCCAUGCCAUGCGCGCUGCCAUGCCACGCCUUGCCCAUACCAUACGUACCUACCUACCCAUCCAUACCUCGACUCGCCGCGGGUGAGUGAGCACCUCCACCUUCCCCAUGUCGGCCUCCUUCGUGCUUCACAUGGAGCCGCCCGCCCUCCGUCCGGCCAUGUAGUCAGGGUUGCCGGGACAAAAGAGCCCGGCUCAGGGUUGGGCUGGGAUUGCACUCCGCCUCCCGAAGAGCUUCGCAAAACUAUAUAAAGCCGCUUUCCGUCGCGGCUGUGCCACGAGGCAACAUGCAGUGAGCACAGAUCUGCCAACGGCUUUCCUGUCGUCUCCCAUCAACGUCACUCCUCUUACACGUUGUGGUCUUGUUAUAUCCCAGUCCAUCUGUCUGGCCCCCCCCCCCCCCCCCCCCUCCCCUCCCCAUCCCCUCCCCCAUUCUGCCUCCUUGAUCCUCCUGAUACUCUUCAUCCUUACCCCCAUUCCCUUGUUGCUCUCCUAGACAUCAUGGCCGUCACCGGCCCAGUGUCGAGGAAACCCUCGCCGCGGGACAUGGAGCCCUUCACCCGAGGUGAAACAGUCUCUUGUCCCUUCCCGACCCUCACCGCCGCCUUCUACCAUCAGGCCACGACAGGCCCUUCCUCCGUAGCAGUUCGCGAUCUCUCCACAGGUAUUCCCCGCGAGUUGACAUAUCGUGAGCUUGCGGGACAUGCUCAGAUUCUCGCCUUGAGGCUUCGUGCCCUCGGCGUGCAACCGCAUCAGAGGAUACCCCUCGUCGUCAAGAGGGGCCUGGAGAUGGUCGUCGGUAUCUGGGCGAUUCUUUCAUGCGGCGCUCAAUACGUCCCCCUCGACGGCGGGGUGGUCCCAGACUCGACGAUACGGCACGUUGUCGAACAGUCUGAGGGCGAAAUCGUCCUCUGUCUCUCAACGACGGAACAUCGCAUUCGAAACCUUUUCCCGGGCCUCACCCCCGUGCUUGUUGACCAAUGCAUGGCCGAGUGCCCUACCUUCGCUUCUCCCACAGACCACUGGAUCGACCUUGCGACUCCCGACUCAGGCUGCUAUGUUAUUUACACAUCUGGGACUACUGGGAAACCAAAAGGCGUCGACGUCACACACAAAAACGUGGCCAACCUGGUCUGCCUAUACCCCGGAGGGCUAGGGAUCCGCCCAGGGAUGUGUGUUGGGCAAGUUCUCAACAUAAGCUUCGACAUGGCUGCCUGGGAGAUCUUCGCAUGUCUGUGCAAUGGCGGCACCCUUGUUGUCCGGGGUUCCAAGUGGGAGUCUACAAUCCAGGAGCUCGAUGUCCUCAUCUGCACGCCCACCAUACUAUCUAAAUACCACCCAGCCACAUACCCGAACAUCAAGGUCGUCGCCACGGCAGGCGAGCCUACCUCGCAAGACCUCGCCGACCUCUGGGCCGCGCAUGCCACCUACUGGAACUGCUGUGGCCCUACGGAGACGACCAUCGUUAACACCAUGUCCAAACAUAUCCCUGGCGAGCCGAUCUCCAUCGGUCGCCCCACACCCAAUAACACCGUUUACAUCCUCGACGACAAGAGCGAACCGGUACCUGUAGGCGUUUCUGGCGUCAUGUGGGCUGGAGGCCACGGAGUCACUCGUGGCUACGUGGGGCUCGAAUCCAAGACAAAGGAGGCCUACAUUCCUGAUAAAUUUGCUGGCGAUGGAUCGCACAUGUACUGUACCGGGGAUCUGGGCCAGUGGAGACACGACGGGAACAUUGACAUUCUAGGGCGCUGUGACGAUCAGGUCAAGGUCAAGGGAUUCCGGGUGGAACUCGACGGUGUCUCGUCGUCGCUGGCAUCCGCGCCUGGCGUCACUCGCGCCACGGUGCUCCUGAUCGACGGAGAAAUUCACGGCUUCAUCGUCCCGUCAAAACAAGACAUUGAAUCUAUCCUCGACUACACUCGCAAGCUGCAGCCCUACUACGCCAUCCCCAGUAGGGUCCACCAGCUUGACGAAUUCCCAACCACCACCAACGGCAAGAUUGACAAGCAGGCUCUUCGAGCACUGGCUCUACAGGCCGAGCUCAGCGAGAAGCGGCCCACGUCCCCCGAGAAGCCGGUCAGCGACUGCGGAACAUUGGUGGAGACGCGCUCCAUCUCUUCGACGUCGACCCUCACGGCCGAGUCGGAGAAGCUCGACCUCUCCAAGGACAUCCCCGACAAGGACAUUCCGCAGCCCUUCCGUGGCCUGCGACACAGGAUCCUCAUUGUCUACCGCACCCUGUUCAGCUUCAUCGGCAUCGUCAACAUCGGCGCGCUUGUUGCCCUGCUUCUUCUCCACGCGGGUCCGGAAUGGCUCGGCACGCUCACGGCCGCCAACCUCGUCACGGCGGUGCUCGUCCGCCAGGACAUCGUCAUCAAUAUUCUCUACACCAUUUUCUGCUCCGUGCCCAAGGCGGCGCCCUUGGCGAUCCGUCGCCGAUGCGCCAAAAUCUACCACCUGGGAGGUAUUCACUCGGGCGCAGGCGUGUGCGCUACUACUUGGCUACUGGCAUCGACCGUCCGCUCGACUGUGGCAUACGCGCAAAACAACACGACAGACUCGCCUGCGUCCAUCUUUGUCUCCUGGGUGUUGACACUUCUCUGCUGCGCCAUCGUGGGCUUCGCAUACCCGACCUUCCGCAAGAAGUACCACAACAGCUUUGAGCGCCUCCACCGUUUCCUCGGCUGGACCGCUCUGGCUCUGUUUUGGAUUCGCACCGUCUUGUCUGUCUACGAUGCCACCCCUGUCGGCGAGGAUCUCGGGCUUGCGCUCAUCCGAAGCCCCAGUUUCUGGAUGCUUGGAGUCGCAACCUGCAGCAUCGCCUCGUCGUGGUUCUGGCUUCGCAAGGUCCCCGUGGACGCCAUUCCGCUGUCGGAUCACGCCAUCAUGCUCAACUUUGGCUACACCUUCCCGGUCAACGGCAGCUUCACGCGAAUCUCGAGGCGACCUCUCCUGGAGUGGCACUCCUUCGCGACUAUUCCGCAGCCCGAGCCGAAUGAGCUCACGAGCCAAAAGGGAUACUCUCUGGUCGUGUCCAACGCGGGCGAUUGGACCAAGUCGUGCAUUCGCAACCCGCCGACGAAGCUCUGGGUACGCGGCGUGCCCACCUGCGGUGUCAUGCGCAUUGCAACUCUGUUCAACCGCAUCGUUGUCAUUGCCACCGGCUCUGGCAUCGGGCCUCUUCUUGGCCACAUCAGCCAGCCUAGCUGCCCCACGCAACUCAUCUGGUCAACACCGAAUCCUGAGAAGACGUUUGGCAAGGCUGUGCUUAGCACCAUCUACAAGACAAUCCCCAAUGCGGUGAUCCACGACACAAAGGUCAAGGGCCGGCCCGACCUUGUCAAGAUGGGGUACAAUCUCGUGAGAGAAUUCGGUGCCGAAGCCGUCGUCAUCAUUGCAAAUGAGAAAAUCACCAAAAAGGUCGUGUACGGUCUGGAGACGCGGGGCGUUCCCGCGUAUGGGGCUAUCUGGGAUAGCUGAAGCACAUACUUUCUGUCACAUAUUGCGCUUUUUGGCUGGGACGAGUGGUGUGUGAGUGUGCAUCUGGGACAGCAUUGUGCUUGAAAACGUCAUCAUCGGGCGCGGGGGGAGCAUACUGGUUUUCUUUUAUUAUGGUUUGGGUGCAUCUAUGUGGCCGCGAUGGGGGCAUUCAUUCAUGUACUUUCAAUGGCGGCGGCACGGACAAGGCUCGCUCAAGCCGCUCUACAGACUGGCAGGCAAUGAUUGUAUAUACAGAGCCGCUAGUAGGCAGCCAUUUGACAAUUCGAGCAUUUGGUCUUUGGACCCCCCCGAGGGGGCGACAGCAAAUUGAAGCAUGACGGCGCCCGCAGGCCCGGGCCCCUUCCGAAUCGGGAUGCGGACCGAUCCGCGAUGCCCCACAGUUUCCGCCGAGUCCGAGUGGGGCCGAUGCUCCGGCGACGGGCGAGUACAAGGUCGACACAGGGAGCUGACCACCAUUCCUGCGCUGGCAACAGGGGUGGCAAGGGGGGGGGAAGGGUUGCUCCGGUCUCGUGACGGAGGUGCAGGGCUCACGGCCACCUUCCGAGACGCCGUCUUCCGAUAUCUUGAUGCGUGCCGCAUUGGUCUUCCCCGCCGCCACUCUCGUCAUGACCGGCGCGCCAUCAUCCCUGUCGGCCGGUGUAGCAGUCGCCACCGUCGACGAGCAUCGUCGGGUAUUUUUUUCUACGCUCUCCCUUGCCCUCCCCUCGUCUCCCCGACGACACCAAUCCGGUACCCGCCGGCUCUGUACUGGGUGAGCAGUCACUUUCCAUCUGCAUGACGGCUCGGCGAGGUGGAUGCACAUUGGAAUUUCGUGUUACGCGGCGGCCCAGUGGCCGAAACACGAGCAACACACCGAGCAGAAAUCGAUGGGCCCCGAGGGGGCAGGGGGGGCGUGGUUGGCGUGGCAUCGUUGUCGUUUCGCACGGCCUGCCUGCCUUGACCGACCGACGGCUUGACCCUCCCGCAUCAACCCUCGAUUUUCCCCAGGAAGGCGCCUACAAUAUCGACAGAGUGCUGCGGAAUGUGACGGGAUUUCGACGUUGCAGCUGCCCCAGCCCAGCACACCUCGGUGGGGGCCUGGAGGCUGGGGCAAUGUCUGAGAUGGGGGUCGGUGGAUAGCCAUGGGGUGGUGUCAGACGUCCGUCCAAUCCAAUUGGAUCGAAACCAUCGAGAACCCAGGUGAAUGAUAAAGGUGGUUGCCCGAGGGCAUACAUGAAGCAAUAUAACGGGCGACUAUUGAGUAGCUGUGAAGACGAUGGUGGCAUGCGGGUUGUGCAUUGACAGGGUCCCACAAAGACGAAACCGUAGCAUACGGCACGUAUUCGGUACCCGACUUGUGGCAAACACGAGGUGUAUGUAUGCGGAGGCUGAUGCUUGUUCUCGUACAUACAUACAUAUUCUGUACAUACAUUACUGACGCGAAUCCAAAAUCGUGCACACCGUCCUGCCGCGACGUGCGACGGC